AUGUCUUCAAUUCGCUGGCGUUGCGCAGCAUCGGAACAGUUGCAGGGAAACUUUGAAUCACACAAUGCCCCCUGCUGGACCAGGAAUACCAUCACAUCUUGUGCUGGCAUCAACCGUGGUGCCAUGGGCCGAUAUACCGAAGAGGACGAGUUUGAUGGUGUCCACCGAACAAAGAUGACCAAUGACCGACAACGACCUGCGCUGCAGCGCAGGCCUACAGUCCUUCGCCUCGCCUGUCUACGUUGCGCGAAAUCAGCAGAGAUGUUGUCCACGGACGAAGCAACUACAUAUGACAUGGUUAUGAUCGGCUUCAACCUAUACUACUGCUCUCGCUGUGCCCGGGCUACAGGCUACUGCAGUCCUGUCACUGAUGAGCCAUCCACGCCGACACUCGAGCGACGAGCAAGCGGCUGA
Thyridium curvatum is the source of this 414-nucleotide messenger RNA. RefSeq lists its product as uncharacterized. The record is from RefSeq and is a predicted model, not a curated record. NCBI's taxonomy places the organism in Eukaryota, Fungi, Ascomycota, Sordariomycetes, Thyridiales, Thyridiaceae. The transcript has a single exon. The coding region runs from base 1 to 414 and encodes 137 amino acids.